GGUUGGCCCAUCAUGUUUGCCGCAGCAGGGUCUUGCAAUGUGGCUUGUCUUGCCGCCAUGAUGUUUUAUGUUCCUUCUGAGCAGACGAUGGAAUUCUACCUUGUUAUCCCGUUCGCCUGGGGACUUGCGGAUUCCGUCUGGUAUUGCCAAAUGUCAGCAUAUAUUGGACAUUAUUUUCCCUCUCAGAAAUGGCCAGUUUUUGUGACGAUGAGAAACUCUAUGAACGUAACUUUUGUGAUAACAUUCGCAUACACCGCAUUUAUUUGCAUGGAAGCCAAAAUGUACAUGACUCUGGCAAUGAUGUUCACAUCACUGACUUCCUUUUAUGUGUUUGAAGUGUUGCAGCGACGGAAAGCCAAGAAAGCAGGACCUACCUACACGUACAUUGAGAAAACGUAG
Messenger RNA from Lingula anatina, 399 nucleotides. RefSeq names its product N-acetylglucosamine transporter UNC93A-like. The record is from RefSeq and is a predicted model, not a curated record. Lineage: Eukaryota; Metazoa; Brachiopoda; Lingulata; Lingulida; Lingulidae.